UCGCCGGCUUGAAAGCGGAGCGGCCAGACCGCGGAGUAACGGAGCAGGGGGUGAGGAAACGGCUGGCAAUCGAAUAAAAAGGGGGAAGAGGUACGAUUUCGCGCGUUCACCGCGAUUCUCUCAAUUACUUUCGACGGACUCGGCGGCAUAGUAUCGGACUCGCCGGUCGGAUAAUCGACUUGGGCGAAAGGUGAACGCUGUCACGAGAGGCUGACGAUGUCCGUGAUGGGUAAGCCGGUACUUUACUCCUACUGGCGGAGUUCCUGCUCUUGGAGGGUAAGAAUUGCGUUGAAUCUAAAAGAGAUACCGUAUGAUAUAAAGCCCGUUAGUCUGGUGAAGAGUGGUGGAGAACAACAUUCUAAUGAAUUUCGCGAGAUUAACCCAAUGGAACAAGUUCCCGCGCUCCAUAUCGACAAUCAUACCCUGAUAGAGUCUCUAAAUAUUCUACAAUACUUGGAAGAGACUAGGCCGAAUCGUCCAUUGAUGCCAGCGGAUCCUGUCAAGAGAGCUAGAGUGAGAGAGAUUUGUGAAGUAAUUGCCAGUGGUAUACAACCGUUGCAAAAUCUUGUUGUUCUAAUCUAUGUCGGAGAGGAACGUAAGAAGGAAUGGGCACAGCAUUGGAUUACUAGAGGGUUUACAGCCGUGGAAAAAUUGUUAUCGUCGAGUGCGGGUAAAUAUUGUGUCGGUGACGAGAUAACAUUAGCGGACUGUUGCCUGGUUCCACAAAUAUUCAACGCACGAAGAUUUCAUGUUGAUUUGAGACCCUUUCCUACGAUUUUGAGGGUGGACCGUCAUUUGGAACACCAUCCAGCCUUCACUGCAGCUCACCCCAACAAUCAGCCCGACUGUCCGCCCGAGGCGACUAAGUAGCAAGCGAGGCAGACCACCCUCUUCCUCUUCUAAUCUUUUAGAAGGGAGAAAAGGGAUGGUCGAACAUUAUGUAGUAUCGUAGUGAUAAAAGGUGAAAGAGUUUUAUCGCAUUUGUUUGCAUUUCUCGUUCUUCUGCAUUUAAAUUGUAGCGAUUAAAAAUUUUGUUUCUACAUCAAAAAAAUGGUCUUAAAAAAAGAUUAAAUUAAAUAGCAUAAUCUAAUUCAUCAAACAUUAAUUGAACGUAUUUUUAAUUGUACGAAUAGGUCCAAUCUUUGGAAUAACAAAUAUACAAGAAACAAAACUUUUAUUUUUACAUUUUUAGCUGAUAAAUUGCAUCAUUUUGAUAACAGUAUUUAUGUGUUUCAAGAAAUUUAUUCCAGACUCGAUACAGUUUCACCUUUUAUCAUUUAUGAACUGCGUAUUAGCACUGAAAUGGCUAGCGGCGCCACAAAAACGAUUAUAUCGAGCUAUGGUCUUGAUUUAAACAUCCUGUUAUGAUACAAUGCCGCUUAUUUUAGAACAAAGAUACGCCAUUUCUACACUCACGUAAGAGCAAAGGAAGAGCUAUAUUGGCCUAUUUUUUUAUUUUGUUACGUUUUCUACGAUUUUACAUGAUCAAUCGAAAUUUAUCUUCACGCGGUAUUUUUACACGAUAUUUUAUAAAGAUAUAUUGACCUAUUCUGAAUAGGUUCUGUUGAAAUCAAAAGUUUAAUUUUUAUAUACGUAUUAUAAUUUUUUAUUUUAUACUUGCUUGUAGUAUGUAGCAUAAAGGAAAAGAAGGUGUCGCUAAUUGAAUUCUAAUGAAUACCCCGAAAUCUUCGCUGAUAUAUAGGAUAGUGACUCGUAUUCAUGUGAUACGAAGUACGCGCAGAUAAAUUCAAACGUGAAGCGAUCAAAUUCGAAGGGAAACGUGUAAUAAGGGAAUGCGCUCUGCUCAAUAUCUCCCAGAAUACCAACAAAAAGUACAAAUCCUAUAUUUCCUUUGAUAUCUCAAUUUUAAAAUGUAUUAAAUUUCUACGUUUUAUUUACACUUUAAUAUUUUGUUAUUGUUUAUAGUUACGCCUUUUCUUUGUCUAGAAUGAAUCAAAAAAUUUUUAUUACUUGAAGAAAUUUAAAGAGAUUUCAAAAAUGUGUCAAUUGUAAUCGCAUGAAUUUGAACGUUUAAAGAAUUAUAUGAUAGAUUACUGUAAUGCAUUAUGUUGAAUUUAUGAUACAAGACUUCAAAAGUCAAAGCAAUAAUUCUUAUAUGCAUCAUUCAUUUAUCUUUUUUGAACUUUUUUAAUUUUAUAUUUUUAAUAGUCUGGCAAAGUUCACAAAAUAUAAAUGUAGAAAAUACGAGUGAAACCAACAAAUUUGUUUUUCCAAUGACUAUAGUGUGACCUUUUUAUUUCAGAAUAUUAAUUUUUAAGUUUAUUUUUUAAACGAUAUUUCAGAGAUAAGCAAAUGUAUUGAGAGAUGUACACCUUUUUUUAAUUGAAAAACUGACUUAUAUAACUGUAGUUAGAUAAUCUGUGAUUUGUGUUGUGCAGAACUGAAGUUAUUUCAAGUUACUGCAAUGAUUAGAAUGUGCCAUUGAAAUACCGUUUUAUAGUACAAUCGCGAACGAUUUUAAACACAAACGAGAAACGUGUGUCCGCGCAAACAGAAUCAAAGUAUAUAUUUAUGCUCUUACGAAUAGUUUUCCAGUUCGAGCAUAAGCAGAGAUAUACCGAUAUUUUUCACGAAUCUUUUUAUAGGAUCGCUCAUUGUAAACCAUUGUUAUACAUAGUUCCCGUAUGUGCUUCGAAAAAUUUUAUACGCGAGCGUACGUUCGUCAAAAGUCAAGUCAAAUCGUGUAGAUAUCGAACGUGACUGAUCUGAAACCGGUGAUCGAGUUUCACUUGGCAUUCUUCCUUAUUGCCGCGUUAUCCUUCUCGUCCUCGUUUUGUAAUUAAACAACACGUCACGAUUGCAUUUACAUACUCGAAAUUUCAUAUACCACACCUCGAUGACUUCUCGUAUAUCGCGCACGUUGUCAACUGCCUUUUCGAGACUUCGACGAGUACUUCUUCCAUGUAGCCUCCAGCCUUCGCAAUUAUUUUUCUAUAGGAGAUAGUAUCGUAUAACGAAGGUAUAACAACUUCGUGCGCUUUUUAACGGAGGAUUUAAGGAUUAAAUAUAUAAGAUCGUCGCAACUUGAAAUCAUCGUCCUACGUAUAGUAUAGUAUUCCGGGACGGGUAAAAAAAACAUGCAUUCCGUGUCUAUACAUUCACACAUAGACGUAUAUUAUAAUCGACCGAGUGAUUAGAUAAUAUGUAUAUAAUCUUUGUACGAAGUAACUUCCUAUCUCAUUUCCGCUCUACAAAUAUUCGCAGUACCAAUAGGCGUAUUUUCGAAAAACCAAUAGAAAUCUUCAACAAAAAUUGUGUGUUUAUUUCAUUGUGAUAACAUUGUCUAAUAAUUAAGAUUUAUAUAUGAUUCAAUUUGUGGAAAAAUAUGCGAGCGAAUCAAGUCUGUCUGCGCUGACUUUGAAUGUAUUUAAUGAAUGGAAUCUCGCGCAUUUUUAAAUGUGACGUUACACUCCCUCCAUCGUAUUUUCGUUUCGCAUUCUUCUUCACAACUUACAAAAAUUCGUACAAGCGACAAGUAGUCAUGUAAAAGCGGAAAAUUGGUUUUAUCGAAAACGAGCUGUGUUAUUGUAGUGUUAUCGGUAGCUCUGAUAUGAUAUUAGAUAUCUAACUCUGGAAUAUCACAAUUCCGUAAGGUACAGUCGACUUUAUAAGUAAAUAAAGAAAAAAAAAUUUACCGUCUAGUUCCCCGAGGCUUAAUUCACGUUAAAGCAGUUAUAGUUUAUUAGUCUAUAUCUUAUGAAACCGUUUAGUUUGCAAGAGUUUUUGUCUCCGAUUUAGAUGAGAAAACUGCUUGUGAUAUUUUAAUAUUAGCGGCGAAUUGUAUUGUGCAUCUUACAUUUAUACGCAAGAGGAAGAACCAAUCUACUUUCACGCUUCCUUACUCCAUGUUCUCGCUUCGUAGUUUUCUAAAGUAGAUCUAGAAACUUCAUUUGUAUACUUGUCUUUCGUAUCGAGAUCUCUCGAGUCCGAUGAUUAUUUGAUUUUUGUACGGAUCCCUAGUUAUAGAUAAGACCAUAUUUGUUUUCGUUGAUUCUCCAUAUAACUCUGUAGACUCCUCGCUGCGUAUUAAUCUUCCUGCCGUCUCGUUUUCGAUGAGCUGGCGUAUCAUCGACACGCAUAAUCAACACACGCGUGAGAUAAAGCGAGAGAUAAAAGCGACACGCACGUUCUGUAAGUAGGGAGUAAAAAAAAAUAUGAGCAAUGGAUAAUAUUUGAAUAAAACCGAUUUAUGCGUACGUUAGUAACAAGUCCGAUAAAAUGAUAUAACCGUGGUACACACAACUGAAAUCUCCCGUCAUGACGAUCCUGAAUAGAUUCUUAGACAGCGCGUAAGAUAUUCGUGAAAGGACGAGCGUGAAAUCGUUUUAAGCAAGAGAGAGUUGUACAUUUAUAAAUCGAUUGGGACACGUCGAUUUUGUGAAACCGGGCGCGUAGAUAUUUUGUAAGCGAGAGAAUAAAUAAAUAGGGAAACGAUCGCGCUAUGUAUGUUCACGCUGCUUAUAGCGAAUAAAAAAAAUUCUGUGUCGAUAGUGUAUGUAUAAUAAGUACUUCGUAGUAGAGUCGCGAACGAAAAAAAAAAAAGAUCAAAACAGUAAGUGCAUUCGUAAUUGUACACUUAUUACUCGAAUAAAUAAAGAGCUACGUUUUGUCCGUAGA
This is a messenger RNA of Solenopsis invicta (red fire ant), 4638 nucleotides long. Its product is annotated as probable maleylacetoacetate isomerase 2. Gene Ontology annotation, cellular component: mitochondrion; cytoplasm. Lineage: Eukaryota; Metazoa; Arthropoda; Insecta; Hymenoptera; Formicidae. Bases 217 to 870 code for a protein of 217 amino acids. Gene Ontology annotation, molecular function: maleylacetoacetate isomerase activity; glutathione transferase activity. Gene Ontology annotation, biological process: glutathione metabolic process; L-phenylalanine catabolic process. The record is from RefSeq and is a predicted model, not a curated record. The transcript has 5 exons.